UGCACUAAACCACGACCUCCUCUUCGACCACAACUGAACCAAAGAUCAAGAUGUCGUUCUUUGCUCCUCCACCUCCUCCCGCGACCGGCCUCGGCCGGUACCGCGUCCUCUCUCCGCUCGCGGGCAUCCGCGUGUCCCCGCUCCAGCUCGGCGCUAUGUCCAUCGGUGAUAAGUGGAAGGGUAUGGGCGCGAUGAAUAAAGAGAGUAGCUUCAAGCUCCUUGACGCGUACUAUGAGAAGGGUGGGAAUUUCAUCGAUACGGCGAACGGCUACCAAGAUGAAGCCUCGGAAGAGCUUAUCGGCGAAUGGAUGGAGGCUCGCGGCAUCCGCGACCAGCUAGUAAUUGCGACGAAGUACACCUCGAACUUCAAGCGCGGCGAUCCUAACGUUGCUCAAAAAGUCAACUAUGUCGGCAACUCGACCAAGUCACUGCACAUCUCGCUCACGGCGUCGCUCCGCAAGCUGCGCACGUCGUACAUCGAUGUGUUGUACGUGCACUGGUGGGAUUGGGGCACCAGCGUCGAGGAGACCAUGCGCGCACUGCACCGCGUAGUCCUGAGCGGGCAGGUGCUUUAUCUGGGCGCGUCAGAUAUGCCGGCAUGGGUUGUCGCGAAGGCGAACCAGUACGCGCGCGACCACGGCAUGACGCCGUUCAGCAUCUACCAAGGCCAGUGGAACGUUAUGAAGCGCAGCUUUGAGCGCGAAAUCAUUCCGAUGGCGCGCGAGGAGGGCCUGGCGCUCGCUCCCUGGGACGUUCUCGGCGCGGGCAAGAUCCGCACAGAUGCGGAAGAGGCUGCGCGUCGCGAAACAGGCGAGAAUGGGCGCAUGACCUUCAACCCUGACUGGGAGCGCACUCCAGACGAGCGUAAGGUGUGCGCCGCGCUCGAGGUCGUCGCGGGCCAGGUCGGCGUGACGAGCAUUCAGGCAGUGGCGAUCGCGUACCUGAUGCACAAGACGACGCACGUGUUCCCCAUCAUAGGCGGGCGCAAGGUCGAGCACCUCGAGGCGAACAUCGCCGCGCUCGAUAUCGCGCUCAGCCCGGAGCAGAUCGCGUACCUCGAAGCCGCUCUCCCAUUCGACGUAGGCUUUCCGGCGUCCAUGAUUGGCACCGGCCUCGAAGACCCGCCCCUCCUCAAGUCCGCGGCACACAUGGAUCGCUGGCCCCUCAGGCAACCGAUCCUGCCGGUCAAGAAGAGUGGAUUGUAGAGCGUGCGAUUGGGGGAAUCUACUCCGUUCACAGGUCUCUAAUGUAAUGGCAUGAUUGAACUCUACGCCGGGAAAACAAUGCGACUAUAGGAAGUGUACAGGCAAUAAUAUUGUUUUUAUUCUCGGAC
Molecule: messenger RNA, 1333 nt
Organism: Heterobasidion irregulare TC 32-1
Lineage: Eukaryota; Fungi; Basidiomycota; Agaricomycetes; Russulales; Bondarzewiaceae
Exons: 8
Coding region: 51-1205 (384 amino acids)
Source: RefSeq, a predicted model, not a curated record